Molecule: messenger RNA, 978 nt
Organism: Juglans microcarpa x Juglans regia
Lineage: Eukaryota; Viridiplantae; Streptophyta; Magnoliopsida; Fagales; Juglandaceae
Product: nucleoside diphosphate kinase 2, chloroplastic
Exons: 7
Coding region: 80-793 (237 amino acids)
Biological process (GO): UTP biosynthetic process; CTP biosynthetic process; GTP biosynthetic process
Molecular function (GO): nucleoside diphosphate kinase activity
Source: RefSeq, a predicted model, not a curated record
AUUUUUGUUCCCGUUUGCUAAAAGGGUAUCUAAAAAUUACACUCGUGUUGUUGGCUUGGCGAGAGAGAUUGGAGAGACAAUGGAAGCUCAGGCUGUGUUUGGAGGACGUCCAUCUCUUUCAUCUAUUCCACGCUCACCUACUCUGAGAACUUGCUGCUUAUCAUACACCCAAAAGCCUAUCGUGCGCACCACCCACCACCUCCACUUGGCUGCAUUCCACUCAAAUUCCCAUCUUUUCUCAUAUUCCCUAUCUCGUCCCCAUGCCAAAACCCUCUCCCACAAUGCCGCCGCCACCACCAAAACCCAUAUCUUCCUUCCCCACUUGGUUGCUUCCAUGGAACAAGUUGAUGAAACUUAUAUAAUGGUGAAACCAGACGGUGUUCAGCGUGGACUCGUUGGAGAGAUUAUUUCGAGGUUUGAGAAGAAGGGAUUCAAACUGACAGGCUUGAAGCUCUUUCAAUGCCCGAAAGAGUUGGCAGAGGAGCAUUAUAAGGAUCUCAAGGAAAAGUCUUUCUUCCCUAAGCUGAUCGAGUACAUAACUUCAGGUCCAGUCGUGUGCAUGGCUUGGGAGGGUGUUGGUGUGGUUGCGUCAGCACGUAAGCUUAUAGGUUCUACAAAUCCUCUCCAAGCUGACCCUGGCACAAUAAGAGGGGACCUUGCUGUUCAAACAGGAAGGAAUGUGGUUCAUGGGAGUGACAGCCCUGAAAAUGGUCAGCGUGAAAUAGCUCUCUGGUUCAAAGAAGGUGAAAUAUGUCAGUGGACACCAGCUCAAGCACCGUGGCUAAGGGAGUGAUCUUUCACUUGACGCUCAAUUCCCUGACUGAUGUGGUUUUGAAGAAACUCUCUGAGCGCCUGUACUUUUAAUGUCAAGUUAUUAAUUUAUUUUUAAAAUUUUUUAAAUUCUCAACGGGAUUUUCAAUUGCAGAACAGAAAAUUAACGCAUCAAGUUGACAUCAGAGGUUAAACAAGUUUCAGCAA